Messenger RNA from Salpingoeca rosetta, 987 nucleotides. RefSeq lists its product as uncharacterized. The transcript is spliced from 3 exons. The record is from RefSeq and is a predicted model, not a curated record. Lineage: Eukaryota; Choanoflagellata; Craspedida; Salpingoecidae. Bases 200 to 562 code for a protein of 120 amino acids.
GCUGAGCACACGCCACACAAAACAACAACAACAGCAACAAAACAACAACCACAACAAAGCAAGAGGCAAACAACAAGCUGGCACCCCGUCUCUUGUCGCGGUCGGCAUUUCUGUGUUUUCUCCCUUGCUCUCACACCAAGCGCUUCAUUCAGUCCGUCUCCACCCCCUGACCCUCCCCCCUCACCAACCGACCUUAACCAUGUCUGAGAAGAAGGAGUACAAGUGGCAGGUGCGCCCCGGUGGCACCAUCCCCGCCGAUUCCGUCGGUGUCAAGCACGCCAUGUCCCAGACUGGCCAGACCUCCCAGAAGGCAUCUCUCUCCAUCAACAAGGGUGGCGACGCCGCCCCCACGAUUGACAGCUCCUCACAGUCGAUUGCCCACGCCACCAGCGUCCCGGAUCCCACCUUCAACAAGCGCGAGUUUGCCAAGGCUGAGGGCCGCCCCAACAUUGACGCCUCCUCCUCCGCUGUCUCCGCCGCCCUCCAGGCACCCAAGCCCCCACGCACCAUCAACUCUGUCGACAAGACCCGCGCUGUGUCCAACAACUCCAGCGGCUACUAAGCUGUUGCCGACCAUGGAUUUUUGUUGCGUGAUUGCGUCGUGUGCUGUUGCAUGAGGUCUGUGAAGAGGUGAAGGAGGCUUCAUCGUCCUCUGACUCACUUCCACUGCCUUGUGUGUUUCUUCUUUUCCCCCUCCUCUUCUUGUGUUUCCUCUUUUAUCAAUCAGCAAGUCUCUUUGUCUCUUCCUUGGUGACGAGCAAGAGCAACUCCAUCCCCCACCCUCUUUUCCAAACGCCAAAACCCCAAUUGACACAAAUGUAGUGCUGCGCCGCUUUGCUCCCACUUUUCCAGUUUGUCCUCAGUUGCACAACCAACCCGCUCUGCUGCACUUUGCAUUGUCGGUUGCUGUCGCUGUAGGCGUACCUGUGUGUUUGUUGCCCGUUCUGUCGUCCUUUUCCGUCAUCUGGCAUAAACACGGCGUAGCAA